UAACUCACACUGCUCAGUUGCGAGUUGCGAGAAAUACACACGAGAAAAAAAAAUCAAAUAAAUACACAGAAAAAUUGUAUUUUAAGAAAUAAGUUUUUCAAAAUAAAAAAUAUUCAAAGAAAUAGUAUUCAAAGUGACCUUACGGUAGAAAGGCUAAAAAUAAAAUCUCUCAAAUUUUUUUAACGUGAAAAGAAGUAAAAUAAAAGAAAUCAAAUAAAAAUGGCAGAAAGCGGAAUCAAACGUGAUAUUCCAGUGAAAUUGGGCAACUUUAGUGUCAUCGAUACAGAAUUCGCGUCGAUUCGCGAACGUUUCGAGGACGAAAUGCGGAAAAUGGAAGAUGAAAUGUCUAAAUUUAGAUCUGACUUGCUGAAUCGUGAAUCAAAUUUCUUCGAAACAACCUCAAGCUCGUCGCAUAAAAAAACAACAACUACCAGCACAACCAGCAGCAGCAAUACCGCAUUGCAAAAGCAACCACAACAAUCCUAUGUCACUGACAUGAACUCACCCUUGAUCCAAGAAGACGGAGACAACAAAGUAUUAAAGUUGCGUUUCGACGUGAGCCAGUACACGCCCGAAGAAAUUGUCGUCAAGACUGUCGAUCAAAAAUUAUUGGUUCACGCCAAGCACGAAGAAAAGUCCGACACAAAGAGCGUAUACAGAGAGUACAACCGUGAAUUUUUGUUGCCAAAAGGUGUGAAUCCCGAAAGCAUUCGCAGCUCCUUGAGCAAAGACGGUGUCUUAACUGUGGAUGCCCCUCUCCCAUUAGCUCUUACAAACGAAAAAAUGAUCCCAAUUGCACACCAUUAAAUCAUCCAUUUUUCUGAAACCUGAUAUUGAUAUGCUUAAAAAAAAAAUUUUUAAAAAACAAUUCUUUCGAUGAAACAUUUGGCAGCUACACAAAUAAUAUAAUUUUAUGAAAAAAAAACACACAAAUAUUUUUGCACACAUUCGAAUAUUCGUCUUGUCUUCGUUUUAAAGUCAAUAUAUUUUUUUUGUAUUAAUUAAAGUUUUAAACUAACAUAAUAAGAAACAGAGAUGAAUAACCGUAAUAUAUUGUAAGCCUCUAUUAAGCUUCGAUCAUCGUCGUUGUUUGAAUAGUAAAACAGUUUUUUUUUUGUUAUUUUUUUAAAAAGAGGUCGAUAUUUUUUUGUUAGAUUUUAAGAGUUCAAUGAAAGAAAACAAUAAAAAUGUAACUGCUUGCUAAC
Molecule: messenger RNA, 1205 nt
Organism: Culicoides brevitarsis
Lineage: Eukaryota; Metazoa; Arthropoda; Insecta; Diptera; Ceratopogonidae
Product: heat shock protein 30D
Exons: 4
Coding region: 220-807 (195 amino acids)
Biological process (GO): protein refolding; response to heat
Cellular component (GO): cytoplasm; nucleus
Source: RefSeq, a predicted model, not a curated record